AUGCCAAGAAUUCUCAUCCUUGGUGCCACUGGGUAUUUAGGCAAUCGCGUUGCGAAUCUGCUAGUUCAAAGUGGCCAGCACACUGUUUACGGCGUGGCUAGGUCUUCCGAUAAGGCCUUGCAACUGGCAGGAGAUGAAAUCACCCCCGUGCUUUGCCCGGAUCCCGCGAACAGCCCAGAGCAGUAUUUAUCUACUAUUCGCUCAUCCUCCAUUGAUAUUGUUAUCGACUGCGCCCAGGCCCUGCAGCAAGGCCACAGUUUCCUGGAGAACAUCAAAAAAGUAGGCAAAGAGCGACUAGAUGCCUACAAAGCUCGAGGCACCGGGGGACCCAAACUGGGAUUCAUCUACUGCUCUGGGGUUUGGGUGCAUGGUUCCUCAAACAAGGCUGUUACUGAUCUAGACAUGGUGGGACCAGACGCAGCAACGCAACCAGCAGAACUGGUGGCAUGGCGAGUGGACCUGGAGAAUGCAAUUCUUGACUCGCAUAACGUGCUAGAUGUUAUGAUAUUGCGACCUGCUCUUGUGUACGGCCGUCAACCAGCAGUUUGGUCCUCAUUUAUCGCCCCAGUUUUUGAAGCUACCCGAAAUAAAACUAUGGAGUCUAUUCAAGUCCCUCUGGACCCCAAGUCAAGACCUGGAUUAGUCCAUGUUGAUGAUUCAGCCACAGCGUUCGUGAAGGCAGUUGAGAAGUUGCCUCUAAUUGCUGGAUCGGGCGUAUAUCCUGUUUUUGAUCUUGUUACUAGCCAAGAGAGCAUGUGUGAAAUUUUCAACGCACUCGCUGCUUGCUGGGGGUAUGACGGCGAGAUACAACUGGUCGGACAUGAUGAUGACAUUGUUCGAAAGGCUGUGAGUACCACAUUUCGUGGUAGUUCGGCUCGUGCAGAGCAAUUGCUUGGAUGGCAGCCAAAGCGCCUAGGUGGAUUCGUGACAGAUAUGGAUAUCUAUGCUGCUGCAUUCGCAGCACACCUGAGUAGUACUAGUUGA
This is a messenger RNA of Talaromyces marneffei, 984 nucleotides long. RefSeq lists its product as uncharacterized. The record is from RefSeq and is a predicted model, not a curated record. The transcript has a single exon. Lineage: Eukaryota; Fungi; Ascomycota; Eurotiomycetes; Eurotiales; Trichocomaceae. Bases 1 to 984 code for a protein of 327 amino acids.